Rhinolophus ferrumequinum (greater horseshoe bat) is the source of this 807-nucleotide messenger RNA. It is a transcript of the gene NTS, whose product is annotated as neurotensin. Bases 109 to 618 code for a protein of 169 amino acids. Gene Ontology annotation, cellular component: axon terminus; extracellular region. Lineage: Eukaryota; Metazoa; Chordata; Mammalia; Chiroptera; Rhinolophidae. The transcript has 4 exons. The record is from RefSeq and is a predicted model, not a curated record. Gene Ontology annotation, molecular function: neuropeptide hormone activity.
AUAGUUCAGUCAAAGUCAGCUGAAGGCAGGAGGAAGCACUAGAGAGAGCCCCCCUGUUCAGCGAGUCUCUGACGUUUAUGGACUUGGCUCGCUAGAAAUCUCAAGGAGAUGAUGGCAGGAAUGAAACUCCAGCUGGUAUGCAUGAUGCUCCUGGCUUUCAGCUCCUGGAGUCUGUGCUCAGAUUCAGAAGAGGAAAUGAAAGCGUUAGAAGGAGAUUUAUUGACCAAUAUGCACACAUCAAAGACCAGUAAGGCAAGUGUUCCCUCUUGGAAAAUGACACUGCUGAAUGUUUGCAGUCUUGUAAAUAACCUGAACAGCCAAGAUGAGGAAGCAGGAGAGUUUCGUGACGAAGAACUUAUGACAAGAAGGAAAUUUCCUGCUGCCUUAGAUGGCUUUAGCUUGGAAGCAAUGUUGACAAUAUACCAGAUCCGGAGUAUCUGUCGCAGCAGGGCCUUUCAACACUGGGAGUUAGUUCAAGAAGAUAUUCUUGAUGGAAAUGACAAAAAUGAAAAGGAAGAAGUAAUAAAGAGAAAAAUUCCUUACAUUCUGAAACGCCAGCUAUAUGAGAAUAAACCCAGAAGGCCCUACAUACUCAAAAGAGGUUCUUACUACUACUGAGAUGGAUAAAUAUUUUAUUUACUUGUGAUUGUGACUUAUCGUUCUUUAAUUAAAUAUCAAAUUACAUUUGUGUGGAAAUGUGUCAGGAUACAAUUAUUUUGUCUCCUCUACAAUUGUGGUUUAUUGGAUGUGAUUUUUCUGCAUUAAUGUAAAUUGGACUAAAUGUUUUCAAAUAAAUUUAGAUCUUGA